Molecule: messenger RNA, 1761 nt
Organism: Rasamsonia emersonii CBS 393.64
Lineage: Eukaryota; Fungi; Ascomycota; Eurotiomycetes; Eurotiales; Trichocomaceae
Product: Mitochondrial distribution and morphology protein 34
Exons: 2
Coding region: 1-1761 (586 amino acids)
Biological process (GO): phospholipid transport; mitochondrion organization
Cellular component (GO): ERMES complex
Molecular function (GO): lipid binding
Source: RefSeq, a predicted model, not a curated record
AUGGCUUUCAACUUCAACUGGUCGCCGCUGAUGGCGGACGCGGGUUUCUACACCCGCGCCCAGGAUCUCUUGACGGCUGCGCUCAAUAAGUCGCCGAAGCCUCCGAUCAUCGUCGACGACAUUAUUGUGACCGAGCUGAACUUGGGGUCGAUUCCGCCAGAGCUGGAGAUCCUCGAGAUUGGCGACCUGGCCGAAGAUCGCUUUCGCGGCAUCUUCAAGAUGUCCUACGCUGGAGAUGCAUUCUUAACUCUUAGGACGCGGGUCCAGGCAAAUCCUCUCAAUACAUACCUGUUGACAAGACCGUCCUUUGCAUCGCCAAAGCCUCUGGCCGCUGCAGCCGGCUUAACCAUUCCCCUUCAGAUUACCCUCUCUGAUUUUCGCCUGUCGGGUUUCAUCAUCCUCGUCUUUUCGAAACAGAAAGGUAUCACGGUCGUCUUCAGAAACGAUCCUCUCGAGUCACUCAAGGUUUCAUCGACGUUCGACUCGAUCCCUUUCGUGCGUGAUUACCUACAGAAGGAAAUCGAAGGCCAGUUGCGAAUCUUAUUUAUGGAUGAACUGCCGGCUAUCAUUCACCGACUGUCCUUGAGGCUGUGGGUGCCCGAAUAUCGUGAUCGCGCAGCAGCGGAAGAGGAGCGAGCGGAUAAGGCUUCAUUGGAAGGUCCUGGCCAGGACCCAUUGGCCAGUCCGCCUCAGGACCCAGUGGACUCCCAGGGAAACGCCCUGAAUCCUUCCGAAAUCGCGUCGUUAUCGCUGGACUCCGGCGUCGAAAUCCACUCUUUGUUCUCUCAAAAGAAUUUAUUACGCCUGGCGGCGUUGACGGACUCACAACGCACUUUGUCCCUGUUCACACCUUCCAUUCAGCAAGUUGUGUACAGGGCAUGGACCGGUCCGUCAGAGCAAGGAGAAAGUACUGCAGCUCUAACAUCGUCGGCACUAAGUCCCACGCUGUCCCGGACUCAUUCACAUGUGGGUUCACUUCACUCAUUCGUUGAUAAUGCAAGUACUGUGUCCAUGCAGAGCCGGGGAUCCUCGUCAGUUCAUAGCUUCAGUGGAUCUGGGUUGAGCUUGGGUUCUGGGCGCCACUCAAAGGCGCAUGCCAGAAAACGAAAGAAGCGCGUAGUCGACUUGCGCCGUCCGAAGACCACCGACGAUGUGGAAAGCGUGAGCGGAGAGAGCACUUACGCAGAGACCACCACGAGCGCUCCCACCGUUUUCUCCUCUCCACCAAACAUUUCGGAUGAGAAAAACGACGACCCCGUGACUCCUCCCCUGUCCCCUCAGAAGACUGCGCGACUGCCCACCAUCAAUGAGCGACGAAGACUGAGCGGUAGUCUUUCCAAGCAAACCGUUCGGACUCUGCCUCGUCGAGGAAUCCCCGGUGACUUCCUCUCGGAGUCUGCAGAGACGUCAUCAUCUGCGCCAGUUACAGGUGCCUCUGAGCAUCAGCAUGCCGCCUCCGGAGCUUCUGACCCGGAUGCGACGCCUCGCAGCUCCGUCCACCAGCAAACGCAAUCGUCACAUCCUUCGGAGAAACGUGACACCACGUUCUCAGCUCCUCCACGACCUCUUCCCGCCUAUGUGCUCCCCUAUAUGGACAUGCCUCCCAACAGUGGCAUCGUGGAGCAUGCGUGGGUUAUGAAGAUGGCCGGCGAGAUUGCGCGUCAAAUGCAAGAGGAGAAAUCCUCAGGCUCAGUGCAGUACGGCAACUUCUGGGAAGGCCACAGCCGAGAGGAGAUGCCCCCUCCAGCGUAUGGCCAGUGA